GCAAAAAGCACGAAAAGACAAGCAGAGGAUCCAGAGAGCAAGUAGAAUCGCAGCGUAGCUACACGACAGUAGCCUGGAUACGCGGGAACAGGACCUAGGAAGGAAGCGACUCGGAUCGCCGCGAGUUUUUCUCCUUCCCUGAGAGCGCAACUUAUGCACAUGCAUAAUGCACCGGCUGGUGGACAUCUACGAUCGCGUGCCUCUGCUGGAUACCACCUACGUCAGAGACGCUGGUAUACACCAGCGGCGUUGCGGCGUAAACAGCACUAAAAGGAGCAGCAACAGCAACGACGACGCUCGUGUCCACUCCAGCAAGCAAGAAGGAGUGGGACACGAGAGUGGAGAGUUCGAAGACUUGCAGAGGAAAAAGAGAGAGAGAAAAAGAGGGGAAGAGAGAGAGAGAGAGAGAGAGAGAAGCUGAAGAGGUCGAAGAGGCGGGAGGCUGGAGACGAUCGACCAAGGAGGACGGUUCGAAAGAAAGAGGGAACGAGAGAAACGGUAGUCUAUGGUCCAGCGACUUCGUAGCAAGAAAGAAAAGAGAAGCGAGCUGAAACGAAGUCGAAGCUUGUGGUCUCUCGCCAACUCGUGGCCAGUUUCAGACGCGGCGCUCGACCGUCAAGCUCGCGAUCUCUCGAACGGACGACGAUCCCUGUCGCUCGCCUCGAGAUGCGAACAUCGUCGCAGACAUCUUUCGUCGAGCCCAUCGAAUCGAACUUCGAUGCUCCUGCCAGCUCGGUGAACUUUUGACUCGUUGCUCGUGGCUCGUCCCUCCACUUGGAGAGUUGCGACCGCGUUUCGCGAGUUCCCAAUCGUUGCUCGUUCAAAGUGAAAUCGAAAGUAACUUCGCUAAACUUGGAUCGUUUACUUGGAACGCGGAUCGUGUAUUGGUGUACGGGAAAUCGAGCACAGCGCUCGAUGCCCUGGGACUUGGUCGCGCGUCGUGAUCGACCAAACCGCAUCGUUGAAACGAACUGCCCUCCUCGAGCGGGCUCUAUCGUUAUGCUCGAUCGCGUUCGUUGAACAAGUUCUCGAGGCAACGAAGGGAGAAGAAUCUUGCGUGGAUAACAUGAUUUAUCAGCCGAAUCAUCAUCAGUCACCGACAAUGUCGUCCGCGAGGAAGACAUCGCCACGACCGCAGCGUCGAAGCUUGCAAGCAUCGUCGGCAAAGUGUGCGAACGCGAAAGCGAAACGCGGAGGCGAUAGGACUGGCAACGAGGAGAGAUGCAGAGGAAGGUGCAGGGUGCAGUGGAGCGAGAAACACGUGAAGGAGGGGUUGGUUCUCGUGCAAGAGGCGCAGCUUGCCAGAGUCGUCAAGACGGGGCCUAUCACGGAGCAUUACGAGAUCGACCCGAAGCCGUUCGCGAACGGACAAUGGGCGAAAGUUUAUCGAUGCAGAUCUCGGGCGACCGGUAUCCUGUACGCUGCAAAGUAUUCAUCGAGAAACCGAUUCAACGCGGACUGCAGCGCCGAGCUGAGACACGAGAUCGCUUUGCUGUCGCUCUGCUCGCAAUCGCAUCGCGUCAUUCGACUUCACGAUGUCUACGAGACGCCCAAAGAAAUUAUCCUCGUAAUGGAAUACGCCCCUGGUGGCGAUCUACAGACGCUCAUCGACGGCGAUUUGGUGCCCCUCGAAGGUGACGUGGUACACUUUGUGAGGCAGCUAGUAGAAGGACUCGCCUACCUCCACCAGAGAAAUAUCGCCCAUUUGGACAUCAAGCCGCAAAAUUUGGUAAUGAUGGGCAGCUUCCCGGAAUGCGAGGUGAAGCUCUGCGACUUCGAGAUCUCGAGAGUGAUAUUAGAGGGGACGGAGGUCCGAGAAAUCCUCGGCACACCGGAUUACGUGGCUCCUGAAAUUCUGCACUACGAGCCGAUCACGUUAGCCGCCGAUAUGUGGUCCGUGGGUGUAACGACUUACGUUCUUUUAACCGGAUUUUCUCCAUUCGGCGGUGAAACCGAUCAAGAAACGUUUCAAAACAUCUCUCUGGGCGAAGUAGAUUUUCCCGAAGAAUUGUUCGGCGACAUCUCGGCGCAGGCGAAAGAUUUCGUCGCGAAGCUUUUGGUGCUGGACCCGAGCGCACGAAUGACCGCGAAACAAUGCCUGCGUCACGAUUGGCUACGCGGCGCGCCUACGCAAGCGUCGCCACAUCUCCGAAGAUACCUGUCGAAGUCGAGAGAAGUGCUUCUGGAGCGGGUUGUCAGUCGCGAGAACCUGCGAAGAGCGGCGCUUUUGAGCCAGGCGAGCAGUCAGGCGAAUCUAUCGAGCGACGUUCAGGACUCGAAUCAUUCCGAUCAGAGCUUGCAAGACUGUUUGCUAAGUCAAAGCGAGAUGUGCCUGAGUCAUCGUCUCACAGGAAGCCGAUCUAGUCUCGAGGGUAGCGAAGACUUCCCAAGUCCAGCCGAUUCUCGAACGAGUCUCAACUCUUCCAGAACGAAUCUUAGCUGCACCAGUCAGAGUUGCUUGCUGAACAAAGAACAGACCCAGGGUUUGCUCAGUCGAGCGCAAAGUCGGUCACAGGCGAACUUAAAUCACGGUCUUAGUCGAGGACUUUUGUCUAGAAUACGAAGCCUAAAUCGAAUCCAGUCACAGGCGUGUUUGCUCAAUGAAAACUCUUCCGUAACCUCAGCUUCUUUACAACCGCGAAUGACGAUAAAUCCUGUGAUGAACAAGUCGCGGGAGAAACUGUACGGGCUGAGAUCGUUGUCCAAGUCUCAAGGGGUUUUGGACAUCUACAGAAGCCUCGAGUGUCUUAGACGAAGGAGGAAGAGCUACCAACGAGCCAAAACGGAGGAUGUGGUGCCCAUUUUCAAACGAUUAGGUGCUGAAAUCGAUACGUCCAACGUAUCGGACACGUCGAUUGAAACCACGUGCGACUCUGGAGAACGCCGAUCCUACGAUGAUGUUUCCAGUUUAACGGAGACGAAAAAACAUUUGGAUGGAGAGAGCAAAGAAUCUUCGCAGAAGAUCGCGACAGAAUUGGAGAUCAUGGGGCAAGUUAACGAUCGAUCGAGAAAAACCGAGCUGCAAGAAGAAGUCGUCAAAGAUCUGCAAGCAUCGAGGGAACAAGCUUUCGAGUCUGAAGAGAAUUUCGAUUCGUUGAAGUCGAUCGAAUCGGAUACGUUAACCGAAGAUUCGGACGAAACACCGGUGAAUCGCGAUAACGAAUCGAACCUGGUGGCCGGAAAACGACCCUGUCAACGACAACAUUCCGACGUUUCGAGUCACUCCAACAAUUCCGGCACGUCGGACGACAAAGAGGACCGAUCGACCGAGUCCGAAAAUGAGGAGCCAAAGUACACCGUGGCGCAGCUCGUAUCCGCGUUUAACAAGCACCAGGAAGUCGCCUCGAGGUCGAGUUUGGAAGCGAUAAUGACCGAGAAAAGAGUGAACGAAGUCACUUUUCCUACUGGCACAAAAGCUCUGAGGUUAUUCAUUCCGGAUAUCAACAUCAGCGAAAGCAAGAUCGUUAGACGGAAAACGAGUUACAAGCCGCGGAAGAAUUGGGAGGAGUUGAGGAAGAAGAGCGAGAAAGACGAGGGAAUAUUGAAGAACUUCGUCGAUUCGGGUAACGAGGACGAAAACGAGGAUAACGACGUUGCCUCUGAUCCUAAAAACGAUAGGAAACCGGAUAGCAAAACUGUGGACGAUCGAAAGGAUAAAGAGCAGGUUGAAUCGUCUUCCGAACAGUGGUCGAGUCCAUCGUCGAUUGGUCUCAACGAAGACUAUAUCUUCGAAGAAGCUACGGUUCAAGACAAUGUCGAUACAACAAUAGACGAAAAAUACAAGCAAUGCGUGAAGGGAGCCAGGUCGAUCACGAUGGAACCAUUGAGCGACAAAGCUCAGAGGACGAUUGUUAAUCCUCGUCAGAAAGAAAGGCUACCAAAUUAUAUUUACCCGGAAGUCGCGUGCCAUAUCAAAGACGAUUCUCAGGACUCGACUAGAAAAACAACUUCUGUAUCCGUGAACGGUAAAACGAAUUCGAAGGUGCAAAAAUCGGAUCGAACGAAACCGCUGUAUAAUACAGAGUGCGCGAACGUGAAUUUGAAAGACAUCUUGCAACGGGUAGACAGCUUUCAGAAUAAUCCGAGGGAGAACUUGGAAAAUUUAAGAAAAAGGACGUCCAUCGCGAAGGUAAUCUUGAACGACAAUCAGGAUAAAAACGAGGGAGAAAAUAGAUCGAGUACUCGAGCUCGAAGCGAGCCACCUUUGAAUUUGAGUCCCAAGGAGGAGGAUCAUAAGAUGAAAUUGGUUGUACCACCGUCUUUCGCGAGAUCUUCGUCUUUGUCCAGCGAGAGCAGUUGCCCUACUCCUUCUAGCGUGCACUCGGAUGCGAACACUUCUUGGGAAGACGUUCAACGUGGUACAGCGGGAUCUAACGUGUCCUUGGAGAAAGAAGAUCCCAGCAAAAUCCAGAGAAGGCACGAGAUUCAGAGAACUUCGAGCGAGGGAAGGAACAAGCAAUGCGCAGAUGACAAAAGGCUUUGGGGUAGAGUUUGUACGGGUUCUUACAGCAGAGCAAUGGAGAAGUUUAGCAAAAACAAUGACGCGAACAAGAAACCUAUUAACCAGCUAAAUGGAUCGCAACAAAAUGGAAAGAUUAGGAGGAAAAGCAGCCCUGCCAUGCCCCAAUACAUCAACCCGUAGAAAUACACUUCCCUUCCACGAAGACUGAUUAUAGAACUUGGCCUUGCUCGAUAUUACGGUGACUCAAGCCGGAAGAUCGAACAGCUGAACAUUUCUUUUCGCGAACUCUUUGACCGAGUUCGUUUGACAGAAACGAGACAAUCGAUUUAACGAUCUUCAAGCCUUGGCAAACCUUGGUGAAACAAUAUCGUAAGACUUAACCAAGUAACGUAGCUACGUUGGUCAUGUUCGAGUGGACCAAACCGGCGGAUAAAUAAUCUACAAGCGUGUGUCAUCAAAUAGUCGAACGACAAACCUGUCAUUAACAUCCCAUCUGGGCGUCGUGUGGUCAAAGAAGGCGAUCGAACGUGAUUGAUCGUCAUAGCCUUAUCCUUGACUUAAUCUCCAUAUCGAGCGACCUUCGAGAACUACUUUUUUCGAAGUGCGUAGUAUCGAUGGACACGUGGGUACCAAGAAAACGAAGCAACUAAUUUCGUCUGGAAAUAUGGUGCCGAUAAAAACGAGAGGAAAAGAAACAUCGAUAGUGUCUUGUAGCUUAACUCACGUUGCGAGGAACGUUGCGACAAUGUACGGCGUGCGAGAAACGCGAAUCUUCGUUCGCGUUCAAGGAAAUUGCUCACUCACGAGAGAUUAUCUUUUUACGAUACAUCUUUGCCUCUACUAAUUCUCUCUGUUACCCAUCGAAGCUUUAGAUAGUAACAAUCAGGAUUCAAUUGGUGCGCUGAAAAUGGUAACUCAAUUAUAUCGUAGUAGCUAGCGUCUUCUUAAAGCCGGUCUAAUAGUGUAUUUCAUUUAGAUUCUAAACGACUCGUUCAAUUUUGUAUCGAAGAUAUCGCAAUAAAGACUCCUUGCCGUUAAA
Bombus pyrosoma is the source of this 5501-nucleotide messenger RNA. RefSeq names its product probable serine/threonine-protein kinase MARK-A. NCBI's taxonomy places the organism in Eukaryota, Metazoa, Arthropoda, Insecta, Hymenoptera, Apidae. The record is from RefSeq and is a predicted model, not a curated record. Gene Ontology annotation, molecular function: protein serine/threonine kinase activity; ATP binding. Gene Ontology annotation, biological process: protein phosphorylation; positive regulation of apoptotic process; intracellular signal transduction. The transcript is spliced from 8 exons. Gene Ontology annotation, cellular component: nucleus. The coding region runs from base 1067 to 4642 and encodes 1191 amino acids.